Molecule: messenger RNA, 789 nt
Organism: Fusarium vanettenii 77-13-4
Lineage: Eukaryota; Fungi; Ascomycota; Sordariomycetes; Hypocreales; Nectriaceae
Exons: 2
Coding region: 1-789 (262 amino acids)
Biological process (GO): [2Fe-2S] cluster assembly; protein complex oligomerization
Cellular component (GO): mitochondrion
Molecular function (GO): ATPase activator activity; protein-folding chaperone binding
Source: RefSeq, a predicted model, not a curated record
AUGCGGCCCCCCGUCGCCUCCCCGGCUGUUCGCGACAUCUCUCGGCUUUGUGUCCGAUGUCGACUCCGAGUUCGCCGAGCCUCGACUCUUGCGCCUUUGCAUCGUCCACUCGUUGCCGCAACACCUGCGCCGCGCCAUGUGGCUAUCGCGGCCACCGCACGGGCACCAGCGACGUCGUUUGUCCAAGUCCGCUCCGUGUCUUCUAGCGGCGCUGCCGGCUCUGCUGAGUCCGCACCACCGUCUUCCGCCCCGGCGCCGCCCACGACACACUACCACCUCUUCCCCGAGACACUCCCAGACGGGCCUCCCCCAGCGGGACACUUCCCUAUCGACGUGCGCGCCCUCCGGCGUGAGUUCCUCCGCCUGCAGGCCCGCGCACACCCGGACAUGCACCCAGCCGCGGACAAGGCCCGCGCCGAAGCCAUGUCUGCGCGCAUCAACGAGGCCUAUAAGACCCUCGCAAAUCCUCUAUUGCGAGCCCAAUAUCUACUCUCUCUACGCGGUGUCGACGUCGCCAACGACGAGACCCUCAAGGUUGAGGAGCCAGGCCUACUCAUGCUCGUCCUCGAGGCACGCGAGGAGAUUGAGGAAGCUGAGAGCGAGGAGGACCUCGCCGAGCCCCGCGCCGCAAACGACGCUCGCAUCGCACAGAGUGAGGAGGUGCUCGAGCGAGCCUUUCAGCACGAUGAUAUAGAGGCUGCCAAGCACGAAGCGGUGCGCUUGCGAUACUGGGUUAAUAUCAAGGAGAGCCUAGAUAACUGGGAGAGGGACCUCCAGCCGAUAAGAUAA